This is a messenger RNA of Plasmodium gaboni, 2187 nucleotides long. RefSeq names its product DNA helicase 60. The record is from RefSeq and is a predicted model, not a curated record. The transcript has a single exon. NCBI's taxonomy places the organism in Eukaryota, Apicomplexa, Aconoidasida, Haemosporida, Plasmodiidae. The coding region runs from base 1 to 2187 and encodes 728 amino acids. Gene Ontology annotation, molecular function: RNA helicase activity; RNA binding; ATP binding.
AUGAGAAGAAAUUUACUCAAGUUUACUUCUAUCAACUGUAAGAGGAAUGACUGUGUUUCUCUUUCGAGUAAUUUUUUUUUUAUAAAAAAUAGGUCAUAUAAAUAUAUAACUGUAAGAAGUACAAUAGGCACAAAUGUAAUUAGCGAAAAGGAUAAUCGUAAUAUAUUGAAUCGAGGACAAACAAAUGUCCUACUGAGCAAGAAAAAUAUAUGCACAGAAAAUAAAAUUAAACAAAAUGAUACACAGUUUUAUAAUGACGAAGAAGUAACAGAUCAUAUGCAGAAUGAUUUGGAGACGUCAAAUAAUUACAAUGAAAUGGAUCAAAAUGGAAAUGGAAAUAUGGAUAAUCAAAUGGAUAAUCAAAUGGAUAAUCAAAUGGAUAAUCAUACAGAUAAACACAUGCAUAAUAACCCAUUAUAUGAUAAUGAUUCAUUUGAUAGAUACCAAAAAAAAAGAGAUGAAAUAGGAGAGAAUGGUUUUGUUCAAAAUAGAAGAUAUGAAAAUUAUGAUAAACGUAAAAAAUCAAAAACAAAUUACUCAUAUGAUAAUGAUUAUAAUCAGGGUUCAAGAAAUAAAAGAAACAUGUCAUAUCAAGAUAGAUAUGAAAAUUUAGGAAGUCAAUUAAAGGAUAUCGAAUGGGAUAAUGUUAAAUAUAAAAUUGAAAGGCAAAACCUAUACAGCAACAUAAACAACAAUAAUAAUAAUAAUAAAGGUAAUGAUCAAAAUAAUAACCAAAUCAAUAAUGAUAAUUCAAAUAAUGAACAAACAAAUCGUUUAAGUAAAGAAGAUAUACAAAAUGAAUUAAAGAAAAAUAAUAUUUAUAUUAACAAGGAUGGAAUAAUACAUAAUGUCAUUAACAAAUUCUCAGAUGUAUGCUUUCAUGAAUCCAUAUUAAAUUAUCUAAAUAAUAAAUUUAAUGAACCCACAGCUAUUCAAAAAAUCACAUGGCCUAUUGCUUUAUCUGGAAAAGAUCUUAUAGGUGUAGCAGAAACUGGAAGUGGAAAAACUUUAGCUUUUGUCUUGCCAUGUUUUAUGCACAUACUAAAACAUAAAGAAAUUGUAAAAAAUAAUAAUGAACAAAUAAGUCAAACGAAUAAUUUACAUCAAGAAGAGGAAGUGCAAAUAAAUAAUCAUCAUUUUAAUGAAAAUAAUGACAACAACGACAAAAAUAAUAUUAAUAGUAAUAAUAAUAUUAAUAGUUAUGAUUAUGAUAUGAAUACCUCUGAACGUGUAAGCGAUAGCUAUGGACUUAUUUUAUUACCUACCAGAGAAUUGUGCUUACAAGUUCUAGAUGAAAUAAAAGCUUUUGAAAAAAACUUACCAAUUAAAAGUGUUGCUGUUUAUGGUGGAGUACCCAAAUAUUAUCAAAUAAAUAAUUUAAAAAAAGGUGCUGAUAUUAUUGUUGCAACACCUGGAAGACUUUUAGACUUUCUAGAAAAUGGUAUUAUCAACCUUCUUAAAUGUAUUUAUGUUGUUAUCGAUGAAGCUGAUCGUUUACUUGAUAUGGGAUUCGAAAAACAAUUAAGAAAAAUUAUGACACAAGUUAAUAAAAAUAAACAAUUGUUAUUUUUAACAGCUACAUGGCCUGAACAAGUCAGGAAACUUGCAUAUGAUUUCUGUUCAUACGAUCCAGUAAAAAUUCAAAUAGGAAAAAAUGAAUUGACAGCAAAUAAAAAUAUUGAACAAAAUGUAAUUAUAAGUUCUUCUAUUGAUAUGAAGAAAAAAUUAUUAGAUUGGUUAAAAGAAAAUUAUGAAAAUAAUAAAAUUCUAAUAUUUUGUGAUACCAAAAGAAAUUGUGAUAAUUUAUGUAAAGAAUUAAGAUAUCAUCAAUAUAAUGCUUUAUCCAUUCAUGGUGAUAAACAGCAAAGAGAAAGAGAUCGAAUUUUAAAUAAUUACAAAACAGAUCGAUGUAAUAUAUUGGUAGCAACUGAUGUAGCUUCAAGAGGAUUAGAUAUUAAAAACAUUUCAGUUGUCAUUAAUUAUGAUAUACCUAAUACAAUAGAAGAUUAUAUACAUAGAAUAGGAAGAACAGGAAGAGCUGGAAAAAAAGGAAAAUCUAUUUUGUUCUUUUCAUAUGAUUAUUAUAUACCACAAAAAUUAAAGUUUGCAAAAGAAUUAAUUAAAUUGUUAAAUAAAACAAAUCAAACGGUUCCAGCUCAAUUAAGAGAAAUAGCUUAUUCGAGAUAA